This is a messenger RNA of Coccomyxa subellipsoidea C-169, 954 nucleotides long. RefSeq lists its product as hypothetical. The record is from RefSeq and is a predicted model, not a curated record. NCBI's taxonomy places the organism in Eukaryota, Viridiplantae, Chlorophyta, Trebouxiophyceae, Coccomyxaceae. The transcript is spliced from 7 exons. Bases 1 to 954 code for a protein of 317 amino acids.
AUGGAAGUAUCAGCUUUGCAAUCUGCUCCAGCACCCGCACCCUUGAAGGGCCUGGCUUUACCACCGAUCAGCACAGCACCAGGGUCUGCCCCUCUGCCAAGCAAAGCUAUUGGAGCGUCAUCCUCUGUGAAAGAGGCAGAAGAGUUUGCAAGCACAGAGAAGCUCCGGGCGGCAGAGGGGCCAAGAUCGGCGCAGCCCCUAGAGCUUGGGCAGCUGGGAAAGAAUGCCAAGGCCCCUCCACCCCACACCGCAGGGGGCAUCCCUCCUGAGGCGUACCAUGGCGGUCCAUCCCCAUACCUGCAGAAGGUAAAGAGUGUCCCUCCAGCGCCCCACACAAAAACACCACCUUCUGACCUCGGGGAAAGUUUUGACCCGGCAUCAGGGGGGACCUUCACUAGUUCAUCUCCCCCGCCGCCACCGCCCCCGCCCCCGCCGCCCCCGCCGCCACCACCGCCGCCCACCAAAGCAUCCACCCUUGCCCCAGCUGAGGGAGCUAAAUCGGAAGCCAGCAGUGCGACGACCCCCGUUGAUAGCGCCACUUCCCCCGAGGCACAACCGGCGUGUUACGUGGAGGUGCAGAUGAGCACUGUGUGGAAGAAGGGCGAAGGUGUAUACGCCAGUGUCAUCCAAUUGUACCUGGGGAAUCAAGGGGCCCUGGACAUCUUCCCAGUGUACAGCCUGGAGGUCAUGAAUUCAAACUACCUCUCCAUGGAUGGUGCUUGGAACUGGAACAUCGAUUCCUUCAGGAGCACAGAAGGGAAUAUGUGGGGCACUGUCAGCGAUGGGUGGGAGGCAUUACUUCCAUACAGAAAGAACAAGAUCAACGUGGGCGGCAUUUUUGUGGGCAGCUCGCAGCAGAACUUCUACCCGCGGCGCAUCACCAUCAAUGGAGAGCCCUGCUACGUGCAGCAGAUCGCGAGGAAUUCUGGCGCCGAGGGCGCAGAUUGUGAAUGA